This is a messenger RNA of Ceratitis capitata (Mediterranean fruit fly), 1925 nucleotides long. It is a transcript of the gene Hyccin, whose product is annotated as hyccin. The coding region runs from base 184 to 1905 and encodes 573 amino acids. The record is from RefSeq and is a predicted model, not a curated record. Gene Ontology annotation, biological process: phosphatidylinositol phosphate biosynthetic process; protein localization to plasma membrane. NCBI's taxonomy places the organism in Eukaryota, Metazoa, Arthropoda, Insecta, Diptera, Tephritidae. Gene Ontology annotation, cellular component: plasma membrane. The transcript has 2 exons.
GUGAGCCCAUGCAGCGAAGAAGCACUUGUGUGACGAAUUGAUAAAUUGAUUCAGUAAAAAGUUACGUCAAAAUAUAAAUUUUCACAAUUUCCCUAAUUAAUCACUUCAAUCGUAACCAAAUCGUUAUAAUAUUAACAUUGUCCAUAGUGAAGAAAAAAAUUAAUCACACAGUACUAAUCAGCUAUGGCGGAAUCAAUUGUACAGGAUUGGCUGGCAGAUUACCGCCGUAUACAAAACCAACCAGCUGAAGUGUCAUCCUUCGCUGUGGAUCAUGAGACGGACCCUGAAAUUGCCGAAGCCAUUUACACAAUAUUUAGUGAACGACAACGACAUGAAAUCCUUGUACAUGAGAUUUGUCAACAAUUUCUAGCCUUUUAUAGAGCUCCUGAAGACUCGCUGAAAAAAUUUCCUUUACAAUUCAUUCCAGUAUUGAUCUAUACGUACCUGCACGCUGUCGCCGCUGGUGACAAAAAGGGUGCUCGGAGUAUAGAAACUUUGCUUAUUUGCAUUUAUAAUGCAGAAAUAUCCACUGAAGAUGGCGGCCAGCACGUAGUCACUUUCCGCAUGCCAAUAUUAGCACAAGCGUCAGUCUAUCAUGAAGAAAAAAAUUUGCCAAUGACAGAUUUGCGUCGUUGGGAAGAGAAUUGUAACCGAGAAAUAAAAUGGGGUCCACAUGCUCAGAUUGAGGCGAUUACUGCUCAAAAUAGGCUACGUAUAAUGACCGCACUAAUGUUCUGUUAUAAUCAGCAAGUUAGCCUCACACAAAAAUCAGCUUUAAUACAUCUUUGUCGUGUGGCAUCGCAGUUGGUCAAUCAAGGGUUCUCAAAGCAACAUGCACAUCGUAUCUCUUAUGGUUCCGAUUCAGGUGGCACACUUGUUCCCAAGUCAAUAACCCCGCGCAUUCCACUUUCCUCAUCAUUCCUGGUAGAGUUGGUUCAUGCCAUAUAUUUUGCGAUGUUUAACGGCUUUGGAACUGUGGCAAUACAGACGUUGGACGAUAUUCAUCAUCGCGCAUGUUUCGAGAUGUAUACGGAGCUUAUACUAGUUACUAGCGCUGUUCGAAACUCAUUACAUGCAAAUCCUUCAGGUCAGCCCAGUGAUGGUCCAAUGGGAUUAAGUGUGGCGCUUACUCCUGCUACGAAUACUGUAACCACCGCCAUAUCCAAGUCAAUGAUUACCAAUGCAUCAUUCCGUACUAAAAAGUUGCCUGACGACAUACCAAUACAGGUGCAAGACCUCACAAUGCCGCAGGCACCCCCAAUGUUAGCCAGUGUCACUGAAGAAGUCGAUCCCAAAGAUCAACAGCAAACACAAAAUACAUCAUCACGAAACUCGAUUAUACGUCCCAGCAUGGAAGGGAUUAAAGCACAGGCGCAUAAGGCCUUAAUAGCGGGUUUCAAAAAAUCGAAAGAUAAGGAGAAGGAUAAAGAUAAAGAUAAAGACAAAGAGAAAGAUAAGGAUGGUAAAGGAAGUGGGAUUGGUGGGGCGGGUGAACCGCCAAAGCCGCCACUUCGGAAGUUCGAAAAGCAUACUCAGCGCAAUUCUUUGUUACAAUUACAAGCUGAAGGCACUAACAUGGCUUUGGCUGAUUUCGAAAAGAGCCCAUCUUCAGCCGGUUUAAAGGGAAAAACUUACGACACUAUGGAUGCAAGUGAAAUGUUACCAAUGCAGUCCUUGCUAAGUAAUGAGAAUGGUAGCGGUAGCUUUAGUAUCGACAGUGAAUUAAAUGGUGGUGGUGCCAGUAGCAAUGUAGUAAACAAUAGCAGUGUAGCUAGUAAUACAAACUCAAUUACAAGCAGUGACUUAAUAACGAAAAGCUUUGAUUCGAGUAUUGAAAUUCCGCAAAUGAUAGGCGGUACUGCCGUAGGGAGCGGUACUAAGGUAGGAGAUGUGGGUAUGGAUUAGUGGGUUAAUCUUCCGAAAAU